CGGGCGCGGAUCUGGGGGCGGUGGCGGAGCGCAUGGCGGUGAAGCAGGCGGUGCAGCGGGGGGACGUGGAGGACGCCAUUGACCGGGUCAACGACCUCAACCCCGAGAUCCUGGACACGGGAGCGGGGGUGUUCUUCCGUCUGCAGCAGCAGCGCCUCAUCGAGCUCAUCCGCGCCGGCCGGGUGGGCGAGGCGCUUGACUUCGCCCAGGAGGAGCUGGCUCCCCGCGGCGAGGAGAACGCGGCUUACCUAGAGGAGCUGGAGCGCACCGUUGCCCUGCUGGCGUUUGAGGACCCCGCCACAUCAGCACCUGCCACGCUGGCAGAGCUGCUGGACGUGAGUCAGCGCGACAAGGCGGCCGCUGAGCUCAAUGCCGCCAUCCUGGCGAGCCAGGGCCAUGAGAAAGAUCCGAAGCUACCGAGUGUGCUGAGGAUGCUGCUGUGGCUGCAGGGGCAGCUGGAUGGCAGAGUGGCAUACCCCAAAGUCACCGACCUCACCUCAGCGCUCCUGCACGACCCGCCCUCGCUCUAA
This is a messenger RNA of Closterium sp. Naga37s-1, 530 nucleotides long. The record is from the annotation of a GenBank genome assembly. NCBI's taxonomy places the organism in Eukaryota, Viridiplantae, Streptophyta, Zygnematophyceae, Desmidiales, Closteriaceae.